AUGACAUUCCUGCUGCCGGGCGUGAGGUCGGCAGCGGCGCCUACUCAUCCGACUGCACCUGCACCGCAGAGUCAAGACGAGGAGCGCGCGGUACACCUUAUCAAGCUUCUAUAUUCCUGCGCCGCUGCGUUGGAUGAAGGGAAGAAGGAGCUGGCAAACAAGGGGCUAGAGAUGAUAUGCAGUCUCGCAACGGACGACGGCGAGCCCGUGCAUCGCCUCGUGGCUUCGUUUGCCCACGCUCUGGCGCGGCGCAUUGUCCAGCCAUGGCAGGGCGUGUGCCGCGCUCUGCAGCUGCCGACGACUACCCCGGCACCGGCGGCCGCCGCAGCACGCCGCCGCUUCGCUGUGAUGUGCCCUUUCCUCCGCCUCGCCGGGACCGCAGCGAACUAUGCCAUCAUCGACGCUGUGCAGAGCGAGAGGAAUGCCGUGCUCCACGUCGUCGAUCUCGGAGGCGCUGACCCCGGCCAGUGGCUUCUGCUCCUCUGCUUCUUUGCCAACCGCCCUGGGGCGAGCACACACCACCAAAUCCUCCGUCUGACCAUUGUCAACGAGGAGGACGAGUUCCUGUCCAGCACCGCUGCCCUCCUCGCCUUGGAAGCCGAGCACCUGCACGUCGGCUUCCAGUUCCACCCGGUGAAACUCCAUAUCGAUCAGCUGCUCAGCAUCGAGCCCCUCGAUGUCAGGAGCGGCGAAGCACUGGUUGUCGUCUCCACCUUACAGCUCCACCGUCUGCUCGCCGACGAGUUUGCAGAAGCGGCUACUUGUCCUCACGACAGGAAAGGAAAAAGGCAGGCGCAUGCUACCAUGACGAGGGCUGACGCGCUCCUCCGGAACCUAGCUGAGCUAUCGCCGAAGCUUAUGGUAGUGACGGAGCAGGAGGCCAACCACAACGGCAUGGAGUUUAAGGACCGGUUCGGGAACGCGCUCAAGUACUACGGGGCUCUGUUCGACGCCCUGGAGGAGAGCGUACCUGCGCGCGGGUCGGCACUGGAGCGGGCAGAAGUGGAACGGUGCUUGCUCCUGCCAGAGAUCAGGGAUAUCAUUGCCUGUGAUGGCGCGCAGCGCCUGGAGCGCCACGAGCAGAUGGUGCACUGGGCGGCGCGGAUGGAAGCCGCAGGAUUCGUGCCAGCGACAAUGAGCCCCGGCACCGUGGCGCAAACGGCGAUCCUAGCACGUAUGCUGGCCGGCGAUAGCAGGGCGUACAGGGUUUGCGGUGAGAAUGAUGGCCGAUGCAUCUUCAUCUACCGGGGCGACGUUCCGAUGUUCUCCGUCUCGACCUGGCGCACGGUGUGA
This is a messenger RNA of Aegilops tauschii subsp. strangulata, 1293 nucleotides long. Its product is annotated as scarecrow-like protein 3. The record is from RefSeq and is a predicted model, not a curated record. NCBI's taxonomy places the organism in Eukaryota, Viridiplantae, Streptophyta, Magnoliopsida, Poales, Poaceae.